This is a messenger RNA of Labrus bergylta (ballan wrasse), 932 nucleotides long. NCBI's taxonomy places the organism in Eukaryota, Metazoa, Chordata, Actinopteri, Labriformes, Labridae. The record is from RefSeq and is a predicted model, not a curated record.
AUGCCCCCCUACGCCCUGGCCUGGGGUACAAACAGCAUCAUGGUGGGCGGCUGUGACAAGAAGGUGGUGGCUUACAGCCGAGAGGGUCACGUCCUGCAGACCUUCGACUACAGCCGAGACCGGACGGAACGAGAGUUCACUGUAGCCGCCACCAGCCCGAGCGGGCAGUCCGUCGUGUUCGGCAGCUAUGACCGGCUGCGGGUGUUUAGCUGGACUCCCAGAAAAGGAGUGUGGGAUGAAGCGAAGCCCAAAGAGAUCCAAAACCUCUACACGAUCACCGCGCUGGCCUGGAAGAAAGACGGAUCACGCCUCUGUGCGGGAACACUGUGUGGAGGAGUGGAGCUGUUUGAUUGCUGCUUGCGGAGAAGCAUCUAUAAAAACAAGUUUGAGAUGACCUACGUCGGCCUGAGCCAGGUGAUGGUGAGGAACCUCAGCACAGGAACCCGUAUCGUCCUGAAGUCUUAUUACGGUUAUGAGAUCGAAGAGGUGAAGAUCAUGGGCAAAGAUCGCUACCUGGUGGCUCACACAUCUGAAACUCUACUGCUGGGAGACCUGCUGACCAACAACCUGAGCGAGGUGCCUUGGCCCGGCUCUGGAGGAAACGAAAAGUUCUUCUUUGAGAAUGAAACAGUGUGCAUGAUCUUUAACGCCGGGGAGCUGAGCCUGGUGGAGUACAGCAACAAUGAGAUCCUGGGUUCGGUCAGGACGGAGUUUAUGAACCCUCAUCUGAUCAGUGUCCGGAUAAAUGAGAGGAAGCAGAGAGGAGUUGAAGACAACAAGAAGCUGUCAUAUCUGAUCGACAUAAAGACGAUCGCUAUCGUGGACUUGGCCGGGGCUACAAUCUGGCAACCAUCAGCCACGACUCCAAGAUCGACUGGCUGGAGCUCAAUGAAACCGGACGCAAACUGCUGUUCAGGGACAAGAAGCUGCGG